ACUGAAAACACGGAGCUCCAGACCUUCGCCCUGGCCGUCUGCCUCGGCUACUUCUUCUUCGAUCUGGGCUGGUGCGUGCGCCACCACACCGAGGGUCCCGUCAUGCUGGCCCACCACGCCGCCAGCAUCGUGGGCAUCCUGCUGGCUCUGCUCAUGGGGGUGUCGGGCUGCGAGACCUGCGGCGUCAUCUUCGGCAGCGAGAUCACCAACCCGCUGCUGCAGACCCGCUGGUUCCUGCGGCGGCUGGGCCUCUACGACGGCCUGCUGGGCGACGCCGUGGACCUGCUCUUCAUCUCGCUGUUCGCCACCGUGCGCGUGGGAGUCGGCACGGUCAUGUUUUACUGCGAGCUCACGUCCCCCAGAACCAGGCUGGUAAUGAAGCUUGGCGGCGUGGCCAUGUACGGACUGGCCUGGGUGUUCAUGGUGGACAUAGCCAGGUUUGGCUACAAGAAAAGUAGGGCCAAGUACAAAAGGUGGCGGGAAAACCCCCAGCUCAAAGACAGCAAUGCACAAAAAUUGGAUGGACAAGAGUGACCGAAGAAAAAAUAAAGUUAAACUAUAUUAUGAACAUCUUACAUUUGGGUGGAACACAUUUGAUCUGGAUCUGAUUUAUCUACUAAGACUAGUAAUCCAACGUAUAGAGACUGGUACCAGUAGGUGGCGCUAUGACUAUGAUUCAAAGUUUAUUUGCCGACUUCGCCGAGCUACUACGUCGCUACUGUGCUUUUUCCUUUUGUCAAUUGCCUUCGUUUGUCGGUAAACGUUUGUUGAAAAUCAUUUCCACCAUUUAUGGUUUCAAGGCAUAAAAAGUGGGAAUAAAAAAAGUAUGUUUGGCUGCUUAUGAGCACCAGAAACUGUUAAAUAUACUGAGCCGCUACGUCGCCGCCCUUCAACGAAUUCUUCCAAUCUUCCCAACGAAGCAUCAUCAACGUCUUUAGGCUUUUCUGAGAACACUGAAUGUUGGCGUCAAGAUAAAUUUAGGACUUUUCAAGACAUUUUUAACACCAAAAUCUAAUUUUAUGUCUUUAACGAUCAUACCGGCAAAAGUAUGAAAGUAAGAUGGAGAAGUAAUUGUUAAGUAUUUUCCAGCAUUAUAUAACUAUAUUUUAUAUUGUGGCAUGAAAUGGGUGGAUUGAUUAACCGAGUUUUUGCUAAAAGCAACUAGUGACGGUGUGUGACUGAAACUCAGCACAGUUUACUGAUGAAACAAUCCCACUUUUAGCUAAUUAAUGGGACUUUUCAAACCUUUUUUGUGGACACUUGACCAUGCAGAUACCAGAGUUGAUUGUUCCUUUAAUGCGACUCAGGUUUUAAGAUUAAUAAAAUGACGUCAUCAUCCAACCCCAACAUGAGACCAACUAAAAAUGAAAUGACACCUUUUCUCUCCCUUCAGAUCAGCUUUAAAUCUCCUCGCUAAAAGGAGAUAUUUGUGUUCUCAACAAACUUGUUAAUAACAGGGUUAAUAGCAAUGUAAUAAAGACAUUACAUUUUGAAUAGAACAGAUUAAUGCUGCAUGGAUACUUUACCCUCUUUUUAAGUAGUUUGUGUGAAAAAUG
This is a messenger RNA of Anarrhichthys ocellatus (wolf-eel), 1556 nucleotides long. RefSeq names its product TLC domain containing 5b (gene tlcd5b). Gene Ontology annotation, cellular component: membrane. The transcript has a single exon. The coding region runs from base 103 to 534 and encodes 143 amino acids. The record is from RefSeq and is a predicted model, not a curated record. NCBI's taxonomy places the organism in Eukaryota, Metazoa, Chordata, Actinopteri, Perciformes, Anarhichadidae.